Messenger RNA from Chelonus insularis, 1863 nucleotides. RefSeq lists its product as uncharacterized. The transcript is spliced from 2 exons. NCBI's taxonomy places the organism in Eukaryota, Metazoa, Arthropoda, Insecta, Hymenoptera, Braconidae. The record is from RefSeq and is a predicted model, not a curated record. The coding region runs from base 578 to 1243 and encodes 221 amino acids. Gene Ontology annotation, molecular function: nucleic acid binding.
UUGGAGGUCGAUUAAAUCACUCGUCAUUGUCAACUGAUACCAAACAUCCAUAUAUUCUUCCAAAGGAUGUGCACUUUUCAAUUUUGAUCAUCGACGAAGCUCAUAAGCGGGUAUUUCAUGGCUCUACUCAAGAUACUCUUAUGUAUAUUAGAAAUCAGUAUUGGAUUUUAGGUGGACGAAAUCCAAUUCGUUCGUUCAUUCUCAAAUGUGUCAGAUGCACUCGGUAUCGGCGACUUCAAGCAAGUCAAUUAAUGGGACAAUUACCUUAUUCCAGAGUAAAUCCAAAUAGAGCUUUUUUACAUACUGGCCUAGAUUAUGCAGGACCUUAUGUGAUUAAAACUUGGAAAGGUAGACUUAUAAAGCUUGGGUUUCCUUGUUCAUCUGUUUAACUACUUCAGCAGUACACUUAGAAUUGGUUACUGAUUACACAACAGAAGCAUUUAUAGCUGCCUACAAACGAUUCGUAUCAAGAAGAGGUAUUUGUUCGGAUUUAUACAGUGAUUGUGGCACAAAUUUCAAAGGCGCUGAAAAAGAAUUAAAGGAUUUAUUCACGAAAAACAGUCAACAACUUGGUGAAAUGGCUGCUUUGGUUGCUAAUGAUGGUACUUCUUGGCAUUUCAACCCGCCUGCAACUCCUCAUUUCGGAGGCAAAUGGGAAGCAGCUAUUAAAUCAAUGAAACAUCAUUUGAGACGUGUUGCAGGCGACAUACACUUCACUUAUGAAGAAUUUACUACUUUGUUAAUCCAAGUUGAAGCAAUCCUUAACUCAAGACCGUUAAUGCCAUUGACUGAUGAUCCAGAUGAUCUUGAUGUCUUAACUCCAGGGCAUUUUUUAAUUGGCCACUCUCUAACGAUAAUUCCAGAACCAAAUUUGGAAACUAUAAAGUCAUCAAGGCUUUCUCGAUGGCAGCUUAUCAGCCAGAUGACACAAAGUUUUUGGACUAAAUGGUCUCGGGAAUAUCUUCAACGAUUUCAAGCUAUUUACAAAUGGAACAAGCUUACUCCAUCUCUUAAACCAGGUAAUAUUGUUCUGAUUAUCGAUGAACGAUAUCCACCUGGUAAGUGGCCUAUGGGCAAAAUUAUUCAAGUACAUCCAGGCAAGGAUGGUUUAGUUCGAGUUGUCACUCUUAAAACGAGUACAACAACAAUGACUCGACCAAUUACAAAGCUCUGCCCUCUUGUGAUUGAUUCAACUUCUGAGAGUUCGUCGCUGAAGUCGACGAAGGCGGGCGGAAAUGUUUAAAAUCAUGAUGUUACAUUGUUACAUUAACACCAUUCUUUUAUUUUUAAUAAAAUGAUGAAGCUAAGACUACAAUUUUUUAACUAAUAUAUUUAGUAUAAGGUUUUCGUUAAGAGUCUGUUUCAAGUACUCUCAUGUUUACUUAAGUAUUGGUUUCCAUUCAUCUGUUGAUACUUUUAUUACUUUCAUGAUGAUUGUACCAGCACAUGAGUCUCUGAUCGACGCAUAAUCAGGACAAAGAAAGAGAUGUUUGGUUUUCAAUCAAAGAUAUCUUAAAGAAAAUGAGUCAGUCUUUAAAAAAGUUCCAACGAGUGCACUGUGUCGUUUUGCUGUAAUUAAAUACAUCUCUAGUGUGGUCAAUCCAAAUUGGAAUUAAGCCUCUGAUUUUCUCUUUCAUUGUUGUUUGAUCAAUUACAAUAAGUCAUAUUGCUGGAUUCAAUCUUCAACUAAGUUGAUUCAACAGCUUCAACCUCUUAAUUAUUGUUCAAACACUGGUCUGCGAUCACCUCGACGUGUAACCAGCUCUCUACAUUCUACGUUAUUUUAGAUCAGCUAUUUUAAUCUCAGUUAUUAAUGCCUAAUUCAACUUUUGCUAAUAAAUAAGUUUAAAUAAUUAAUUAAAA